Acipenser ruthenus (sterlet) is the source of this 2978-nucleotide messenger RNA. Its product is annotated as golgin-45-like. The transcript is spliced from 7 exons. Gene Ontology annotation, biological process: Golgi organization; Golgi to plasma membrane protein transport. Gene Ontology annotation, cellular component: Golgi membrane. The record is from RefSeq and is a predicted model, not a curated record. The coding region runs from base 188 to 1384 and encodes 398 amino acids. NCBI's taxonomy places the organism in Eukaryota, Metazoa, Chordata, Actinopteri, Acipenseriformes, Acipenseridae.
UGUGUAGCCGGGUCAAAGUUUACAUCACAGGAAAGGGUUGAGUGGUUUCCUUUGCGUCAUACAACGGGGAAUUCUGUAGUUCUGUGUGCGCCUACAUAGAAAUGGAAUGAGUUUUUGUUGAAAUUUAGAAACACAUACACAAUUACUUCAUUUUUUUAACCUUAUUUCGGUGAGGACACUGUACAAAAUGACGUCAGUCCAACAAGUAAAAGCUCCGGCCACGGUGCCAGUGCGUGGCCCUGGUGAUGGCAUGGAGACAGAUGAGCCAUCCAAAUCCCUGGAGGUCAUCACUGAGCUCCCCUGCAAGAGCAGCCCCAUCCAGCUUGGCCCAAGAACAAAGCCAGCCCCACCUCAGAAUCCUGGAGUACUUCACCUGGGUAGAAUUCAAAAAGAUUUGUCCAUUGAGCUUGAAGCCAUCCGUAUUGUGGUUCCUCGAGCGGCUAUCUCUCAUACUAUCCCUUCGAAGGGCUCGAGGUUGACUGAGCUGGCAGGGCAUCAAAAAAUUGAGCCUGUCCAUUCAGAAGCAGCGAUAGACUCCCGACGGGAAGGACAGGAACUGAAAGCCACCCUGGACAAGCUACAGAACUCGGAGAGGAGGCUGCUGCAGGAUAAGGAAGGCCUUUCAAACCAGCUCAGAGUUCAGACAGAGGUGAACCGUGAGCUGAAGAAGCUGCUAGUGGCCUCAGUGGGCGAUGACCUGCAGUACCAUUUUGAGCGCCUGGCACGUGAGAAAAACCAGCUUAUCCUGGAAAACGAAACUCUAGGCCGUAACCUGACUCAGAUAUCUGAGCAACUUGAACGCAUGACCAUUCAGUGUGAUGUGUGGCGGAGCAAGUUCCUGGCCAGCAGAGUGAUGGCUGAGGAGCUGACCAAUGCCAGGACAGCACUGCAGCGCCAAACCAGGGAAGCUCAGGGAGCGAUACAAGACCUUCUCAGCGAACGGGAGGAAUUCUCCAGAGACAUGUCUGAGACUCACAGGUCACUAGAGCAGCUUUUGGUUUCUUUGCAAUGGGGCAGGCAACAGACCUAUUACCCCAGUGCACAGCCUCUCACCACUGGCGAGCUUGCUGCAGCCAAUCAGAAGCUAGCGAAGGCAGUGAACUCUCAGCUCCUUGGCAAUUUAGACACAAGUAUCAGCCAGAAAAUGUCUCCACCAACUGUAAUUUGCAAUACUCCAGCUGAAAAGAUGGCAGAAAAGGUGUUAAGAAUCUUGGAUCCUGUUUUAUGUACCGAAGAUGCAUCUGAAGUUUCGUUUUCUGAACCCUUACCUACACCGUUCCUCUCUAACAAGAAAAGUAUUGGUCGGUUUCAUCCCUACACAAGAUACGAAAACAUUACCUUCAAUUGUUGUAAUCGCUGCAGUGGGGAGCUAAUAGUGCUCUAAACUAUGUGCUAUACAGUACUUUUAGUAUUGCAUUAAACUCAAAGGUCCACAAUCUCUAAUAGGUGCUAUAAAAUUGCAUAUUUUAAAUUAUUCUAUUUUCUUAAGCUUAAAUUGAAUAUUUAUAGGUCUGAUAGUGUAACAAAAAGUAUGUUUACCAUCAUUGUUACAAGUUUUGCUUUUUGGAUGCAGUUUGAAUAUUAUUUACAGGAGGGAGCAGGUCAAAGCAGGACCAAAACAGUAAGAGAAUGAUGCAGUGUUCAUUUUCAACUUCAAUCACAUCUGUAUUACUUGUUGAAGCUGAACUUGUUUAUUACUCCAUAUUUAUAUGGUCUGUAGUAAAUUGAUCAAGUUAAACAGCAUUUCCCAAGUAUUAAAUUUUUUUUUUCAAUAUCCUAUUGCAUUGAGUUAUGCAUUUUUGAUGGUAAUCAUCAAAAAGAGAAACUGAAUAUAUAGUAGCAAAUGUAUUUUGCAGCUGCUAGAUACUGGUGGAGGUCAGAAAUUUAAAAUGAAAACAAUGUUGUGAAACUGUCUGUGAUUUAUCAUAUCUUUACCAAGAGCUUAGAGCUUUGCAGGGAGCAGAAUUCGAUUUGGUUUUUCGUAUGUUAACAGACUAGGUAAUAACUUAAAAAUAAAUAUACCGGUACACUGACCAGGGUUUGUUUUGAAGGUACCUUGUUUGUUUAUUUUGUAAAUUUAAUACAGAGAUGUAGACAAACUUACCAGCAUAGUAUAAAGCUGGGUUCACACCUGAGCGAUCAGUUGCACAACUUACUUGCAUGCAACCAAGUCGCUUAUAUGUGGACGUCCUUGCAACCAGUUGCUUGAAGUACAGCCGGGCUCUACUUUCCAAGCAACCUCCUGAUCGACUUCUGUAGACAUAGGCGAUCACGUGGCAAUUCGCAAACUCUAAUUGGUUGUUAUAAUGCUGACUGCACGGCUUGCAUAGCCUGUCAUAAAGAAUCUCUAAUUUUAAAAAUGUCGGCGGUAAAAUUAAACGGUUUCAUCCAGCUUUAUGUGGCUUUGUUUUUUUCUUUAGGGAAUAUGGCAUUUAAAAUAACAACAGUUAAAAAAAUAAUAACAGCCAACUCUUGUGUCAUCUCAGUUGUCAAAAAACAAAAUAAAAUACAUACAAUUCUAAACUUGUAGACACAGGACAAAAAAAAAAAAAAAAACACAUGUCAACUCAGUUGUCAAAACCAAAAAAAAACUACUUCACCUUGUAGGUGGAAUAAAAAUGUAAAAAAAAAAAACUGUCACCUUAAACUUGUAGACGCGGGAACCUUGUUGCACAAGUAAUUGCUCAGAUGUGGACACAGCAAUUGCUCGCAACUGAGUUACGCGAUUUCGGGAGCAAUUGGGUUGCACAACUGAUCGCUCAGGUGUGGAUCCGGCUUAAGAACAGUGUUAUGAGACAUGGAAUCUGAUGUGUUCAGGUGUAAUCUGGAAUUGUAUUGUUACGCUUUCUUUUUCCAAAGGUUUAUAUUGUGUAUGUCUGAUGCUUUUAGAAGUGAUGGUUGUAACCCAGUGGUGCAUCAUUGGUGUUCUUUAUUGUGAAUUCACACUUAUGAGCAAUAAAAACAAGUAUUUAUAUAAA